GCACUGGACUCUGUAACUGGGGUGGAGAGCGUAGAGCCCUGCUACUUGAAUGCACAUCCAGCCCCACCUCCUUUCCCACAUAAACGUUUGUGAAGAUUCUCACUGAAUCACAACCAGAAGGGAAGGACAUCCCUGGAAGCACAGUUCCACAAAGUGCCACACAAUCCACUGGAAGGAAAACUCAGAAGAAAUAAUUGUUGAAGGCAACUGGUAAUGGACCUGAUCCCAAACUAUUCUAUGGAAACCCGGGUUCUCCUGGCUAUCUGCCUAGUGCUCCUCUAUCUAUACGGGACCUCUUCACAUGGCCUUUUUAAGAAGUUGGGAAUUCCUGGGCCAAAACCUCUUCCCUUUUUUGGAACUAUUCUGUCUUAUCGUAAGGGUUUUUGGGUUUUUGACACAAAUUGUUAUAUAAAGUACAGAAAAAUGUGGGGGUUUUAUGAUGGUCAACAGCCUGUGUUAGCUAUCACAGAUCCAGAUAUGAUCAAGACAGUGCUGGUGAAAGAGUGUUAUUCUGCCUUCACUAACAGGCGGUCUUUUGGUCCAGUGGGAUUUAUGAAGAAAGCCAUCAGUAUAUCUAAGGACGAAGAAUGGAAGAGAAUAAGAACAUUGCUGUCCCCAGCCUUCACUACUGGGAAACUCAAGGAGAUGUUCCCCAUCAUUGAGCAGUAUGGAGAUGUGCUGGUGAAAAAUCUGAGACAGGAAGCCAAGAAAGGUGAACCUGUCUCCAUGAAAGACAUCUUUGGGGCCUACAGCAUGGAUGUGAUCACUGGCACGUCAUUUGGAGUGAAUGUCGAUUCCCUCAACAACCCAGAGGAUCUGUUUGUGGGAAAAGUCAAGAAGCUCUUAAAAUUUGGUAUUUUUGAUCCACUCUUCCUCUUAAUAAUACUUUUUCCAUUUCUUACACCAGUGUUGGAAGCAUUAAAUAUCUCUAUGUUUCCAAGAGAUGUCACAGAUUUUUUAAAAAUAUCUGUUGAAAGGAUGAAAGAAAGUCGCCUCAAAGAGAAACAAAAGCACCGAGUGGAUUUUCUUCAGCUGAUGAUAAACUCCCAAAAUUCCAAAGACGCAGAGUCUCAUAAAGCUCUUACUGAUCUGGAGAUUGUGGCCCAAUCAAUUAUCUUUAUUUUUGGUGGCUAUGAAACUACUAGCAGUGCUCUUUCUUUUGUUAUGUAUGAAUUGGCCACUCAUCCUGAUGUCCAGAAGAAAUUGCAGCAGGAGAUUGAUACAAUUUUGCCCAAUAAGACACCUGCCACCUAUGAAGCCCUAGCACAGAUGGAGUACCUGGAUAUGGUGGUGAAUGAAACACUCAGAUUAUACCCAAUUACUGGAAGACUUGAGAGGGCUUGUAAGAAAGAUGUUAAAAUCAAUGAAGUGGUCAUUCCCAAAGGGUCACUGGUGCUGAUACCAAUCUAUGCCCUUCAUCGAGAUCCCAAAUACUGGAAAGAUCCUGAAGAGUUCCACCCUGAAAGGUUCAGUAAGAAGAACAAGGGCAACAUUGAUCCUUACAUAUACAUGCCUUUUGGGGCUGGACCCAGGAACUGCAUUGGCAUGAGGUUUGCUCUCAUGAACAUGAAACUUGCUCUCAUCAGAGUCUUACAAAACUUCUCCUUCCAAACUUGUAAGGAAACACAGAUCCCUAUAACAUUUAGCAAACAAGGACUUCUUCAACCUGAGAAAGCGGUUCUUUUGAAGGUUGUGUCAAGAGAAGAGACCUUAAGUGGAGCGUAAUUUUUCCUACAAUCUUCUGCUGUGUUUUGUUCUUCAUGGAGGCUGUGUCAUAGAACACUAGUGACCAAUUUAAAUAAUUUAGAAAUGAAAAUGUACUGAAUCUUCUCCACUUGAUGAAUGAUUGAAAUUCUGGACUUUCACUGUGAUUGCUCACUGUGUGUGGAGUAUUACCUACUGUAUCAGAUUAGUGGGAAAUAGGCAGACACACCAUCCCUGGGUCAUGUGAUGACCUAUCCACCCACACAGGGGCAGAGGGAUGGGAAGUGGUGUUCAUGGGGGCCACCCACCCCCCAAGACAGGCUGAGCUACAGACCUAAGAGCCUAAGGUCAUUGAGGCUCUCUCCCAUGAUCCUGCCUCAGGCCAGACUGUGCUGAGUGCCUGCUAAAACCUAGACUCUGUUUUGAAAGGGCCUUGGACUCUAGAACAUCCUAGCUCAAUCUGGGGCUACAGUCUCACCCCAUAUUGCUGAAACUGUGCCUUUGCUGGUUGUGACUGCAGCACAGUAGGCUUUGUAGAAUCUAGAGCACUUCCCAGAUGCUGCUCACUAAGGGCAAGGCUUAUGAGAAUGCAGGACAGACCUCUCCCAAGUGCGCUGUGCCAAGGCCCAGGGCCUUUGGAAACAAAUGGAUUGAUUCCAGAGGAUAUAGCAAGUCUGUCCUCCAGGCUUCUCUAUCCUUCCCUUUUCUCUGGCCUAUAGGCUACCAUCAGCCCACCCUGAGCUGCACUUGUGUGGCUUUACUUCCUGAGUCUCCCUAGGCCCCAGUCUUCAUUUUUUUGCAAGAAGAGGGUCCCAGAUACAGUUCCCCUCCCAACCAAAAUGGUUCAGCAAGUGUGAGAUGGCUUAUAGUGCAACCAUAGAAGUGGUGAGCAUCACUGCUGACUGUCUGGACUGAUGGUUGCUGUGGGUGUCUGGCCAACUGGAGAAAACAGCCGUGUCUACCCUUAGUGAGCUUUUGUGGAGCACAGUUCAAAGGUGCCCUCCUAUGUCUCUCUCCAAGGUUACCAGCUGGCCAUUCUCAUCUCUUCCUGGGGAGGACACAGGCAUGGUGGAUGAGGAUGAAUUUCUAGAACAUGGACUGGUCUCUGGACAGUGUGUUCUUUCAUUCCACAUGCGCAGGGUUGAAUGUGAUGCUUGGGCCACGUCCUUCCCCAUUCUUUCUGAAGCACAUGAUUUUUUCCCUUCCAGGACACAUGGGACCAGCUGCUCCUCUGGUAAAACAUUCUUUUUCCUCCUCUCUGAGGCUGGCUUUGCCUGGCCUGUCCACCCAGAAAAGUACACACAACAACAAGGCCCAGCAGCUGCUGGGGCAGUGAGAGGACCCUAGGUAUUAAGGGAUACCCUGGCAGAUCUCUGGGUUCCCAGAGCCCACCCACACCCUGCUGGCUGUGUUCUGGAGCCAAGUGUCUUAGCACUGGGUCUAGGAGUGAUGCUGACCAUGCCCCUCUUUGUUGUCCUUAUGGUUGGUUAACUGACUUACUGAUUGUGUGAAAUGAUCCCCCCAGCUCAUAGGCCUUCAGCUUAUUCUUGUCCAGGAUUUUUGUUCAUGGCCCUGUGAAUGAUGACUGGAAGGUUAUCCUGGUUUGUCACCUGGAUCAAGGCACGGAGAGCCCAGCAGAGCAUGGGUUCUGGAGUGGCUCCCCAGCAUGCAGUGACCCUCAGCACUGAGCACAGCAAUUAACAGUGAAACCAGGGCCACUUCACCCUCUCUUGCUCCACAGUAUUGGUGUCCAUGGAAUAAAGGGCUCUUUUUCCCAUAGCCCCAUUCUCCUAUAACAGCAUGCCCUCUCCUCUUAUGCCACCUUGGGGAGCCACUUGCUCCCAAGGACCACAGGAUCUGGGAACAGACAUCUCAGCUCUCAGGAGGAGCCAGCACAUGCCCAGUGGUUUCCUCCACACCGGGCCACCCUGCACUGGAGGCUGUAGUGGUUAAUGGCAUAGCCAGAACGCUGGAUGCCUGGACCCUUGAGGGCCAGAGUACAGGUGGGUCCCAAACCCAGGAUCAUUCAGGCAUGUGCCCCUGCCAGCCACACUAGCACCUGAAGCUAGACUAGCUUGGUGCAGGGUGGUGUGUAGUGAGCAUGUGACCUUGUGUGGGGGUGCAGAUGGCUCAUCAGCAGGCAGAGCCAUGGAGAAAGUGAGGGGUUGUCUCCUAUGCCCAUACACAUUCUUUGAACAUCCCUGCCAGCUCCAUGUUCAAAUGACACACAGACUUCACAGCUACCAGCACUGCAGCCCCUUUCUCCUGGCCUGGCCUGCAAUGCCAGGCUUGUCAGCAGCCCCUAUUCCUCUCUGGCAACAGUCCACCCUCACAGAGAGGCUCAAUGUUAUUCUGCCCUCCAUUGCCCCAGGUUCUGUGUCCCUCUAUGAGAAAGUCAGAGGCCAUGCAGUGAAGCAUGGGCCCUAGACAUUUCCCUGACCUCAUGGUCCCCAGCCCCUGCUUUUCCACCUCAGGCCUCUUCCUUGUCCCAUCCAGAGGCCCCAAUCCUCAUGGCCCUGGGCAUAUGGAUCCCCUCUCUCACCCCAGGUCAGACUUUUAGUACUGAUCUCUGUCUUCUUUCUUCCUAUCUGUCCACCUUGACCCAAUAGAAGGCCUACUCUAGGAGAUCAGGAGUGCUACACAGUGUUCAGCACAGGAUUGCCUGGCUAAGUGAGGCAACAGUCGCCCCCUGCUGGCUGUAGAGUGACAGCUAGGAGCUGUGGCUGCAGCCACUAACAGGGUGCUGGUGGAUGCGUGGUAGACAGUGACAGUGAGGACACCCUGCUGGAGGCCAAGCUGAUGCUGGAGAUCCCUGGGGAGACUUGGGAAGACAACACUGAGUUCAGUAGGAUGGUGAUACCCUGCAGGGCACCCCAGCCUGGUAGCCAGCUCUCUGACUGCUAGAAGCUGUGUUCAGGGGCCAGGUUUCUUGUCCACUCUUGUGGUUGCAGAGUGGGGGAGGCUGGCCACAGGAACGAAGAGAAGAAGAAUGGGUGGGAACCUUCUUCUCCUGGCCACUGGGGGGUCUAGGACAGAGCCCAUGCUGAUCCCUUCCAGUUAGUAGCUGGAGGAACUACCUAAGUACAUGCUGAGCACACUGGACAUGUCUUCCUGCUGAGGUCUGGGCUGCACCUGAGCUGGUCACAGGACAUGGAAUGGAGCUGCUGCUGGUCUUGAGCUUGGUGCCAGAGCUGGAUGCAAGAGCCUGUGUGCCUGAGGGGCCUCCCCAAGGACACAGCCCAUGUCUGGAACCCUGCAGUCUGUGCUCAAGGAGCCAUGCUAGAUGCUGCGUCAGGCAUCUGAGGAACCAUUCAGAACCACUCAUUUUGAAGCAGGAUUUAAAGAAAAACAAGUUCUUCUCAGUCUUGGGCAGCUCCCCGCCUCCAUCUUCCCUCUUCCCCUUGUAGCUAUAACUCCUUGUUCUGGUACAGAUAAGGGGACAGAAAUAAGA
Molecule: messenger RNA, 5155 nt
Organism: Fukomys damarensis (Damara mole-rat)
Lineage: Eukaryota; Metazoa; Chordata; Mammalia; Rodentia; Bathyergidae
Product: cytochrome P450 3A9
Exons: 13
Coding region: 214-1725 (503 amino acids)
Biological process (GO): oxidative demethylation; steroid metabolic process
Molecular function (GO): testosterone 6-beta-hydroxylase activity; oxidoreductase activity, acting on paired donors, with incorporation or reduction of molecular oxygen, reduced flavin or flavoprotein as one donor, and incorporation of one atom of oxygen; iron ion binding
Source: RefSeq, a predicted model, not a curated record